Molecule: messenger RNA, 9069 nt
Organism: Cygnus olor (mute swan)
Lineage: Eukaryota; Metazoa; Chordata; Aves; Anseriformes; Anatidae
Gene: ARHGEF4
Product: Rho guanine nucleotide exchange factor 4
Exons: 16
Coding region: 148-7035 (2295 amino acids)
Biological process (GO): intracellular signal transduction
Molecular function (GO): guanyl-nucleotide exchange factor activity; protein binding
Source: RefSeq, a predicted model, not a curated record
UAAGCUAACUUUUUGGAUUGGCUUAAAGACAGGGCUACAUAGUUUCAGAGGAGUGAGGAAUAUUGUUACUGAUAGGAGAUAAAAACUUCACUGAGAUGUCUCUGGAAAGAUCAAGGCUUUGUUAGAAGGGGGAAAAACAUUCUUAAAAUGGAAUUCAAUAAAUGUUUGGGUGCAUCAGCAGCAGCAGAAGAAGGAAGAACAGAGGGUGGGGACGAUGAUAUUAACAAUGCUGGCAGUAGUGUUGUCCAUGAAGAGCUGGAUUUGGUACAAAUGUACCUUACCUGUUUGCCUGAAAGAUACAUGAAAGCAAAAUUUACCGGGGCAGCAUACUUGAUGUGCUGGUUAUUGCUGAAACUCUACAAGAAAGCCUGUGAGAAAAGACUCUCUGCUUCUGAAAAGGAGUGUCAUGGAAGUGCUGUAAUAAGGACUGCUGGAGAAGCAGAAGAGAGUACUUCUGAGACGAGACAGCUCCACAUCCAGACCCCAGAGCCAGUUGUCAACUACGUCAGUGAAGGAGAGUUUGAAGAUGAUCUGAGUUCUUCUACUCCAAGCACAAUAGAGUUGGAGAUACGAGGAUCCAGCCAAGACACAGAUGAAGAUUAUUUUGAGACCCUGUCACAUCAGAGUGGAUCUUUGUCAGAUGUAAAAACUGAGCCUUAUGAGAGUGCAUCAGAGACAGAAUCUGUUGCCAGUGAUGUAACUGGAGAAACUUGUUUGGAUUCAAACUGCCUUUUUACAGAAAAAACAAAUCUGUGCUGUACUCUUCCUAAAGCAAAGGCAGAAACAACCUUCCAUGAACUUAAGUGCUCAAGGCGAACAGAAUUUAGCUGGCAGGUGCAGUUAGAAGCGUCUUCCAAAAUAAAAGUAGCACCAAGCAAACAAGAAUUACAAACUACAAAGUCAGAAGGUGAAGUGGGUGUUGAAGAUCUAACAUUAACUAGCAGUAUUUCCAACACAGAGAACCAAGUGAGUGAAGAGGGCAUUUUAUCACAGACAGACAGAAAGUUUGUAGUGGAAUUGCAGAAUAAAACAGAUUUUGAAAGCACUGAAGUGCAGUCCUAUCCCAAUUCCUUACCUACAGAAGCUGCUGUUACAAGACAGGAGGAACGACCUGCAGUAUUAAGCAUUGCUUGUUUCAAAGCUAACUCAGGAAGUUGUUUGAUUUUUCCUGAGGUACAGCAACUUUCCUUCCAGUCAGAUGCAGCAUCAAGCUGUAGUUUGUCUAAUCUUCAUUUUGAAACAAAUGGACCUUACCAUGAAAGUUACACUGAGAUAUCUGACUAUAGAUGUGGACUAGAUUCCAUGUCCAGUAUAAAAUGCAAUAGGAAUAACUCAGCUGACAGUGAGAAAACUACAGGUAACAGGAUAAAACAUGGAAGUACAGAAACCAUGUUGACAUCACAUUCAUUCUUCUACCAGCACCACUUCAAAUCAAAAUCUCCACCUUGUGGGUCACUACACACAAGGUCAGAGGUUACAGGAAGUAAAACAUGGCACAGUGUGCCUGAAAAUAUUAGUGCUCAAAGAAAGGCAGAAUAUUUUGGGAACUGUAUUCAUCCAACAGACAAAUUUAGUUGGUCAUGUUCCAGAAUACAUCAUCAAGGGCUUGAUUUUGAAUACGCUUGGAAAAACUUAGCAAGGGUACCUGUUGGCCCUGAAAAGGCAAUAAAAGAGGGCAAAUUUGACAUAAAACAAUUCCUUCUUAAUACUGACAUAGACUCGAAUGAGGGUCAGCUUUCUCAACCAGCAGGCUCCCCCCACUGUGUUGAUUUUUAUUUGCACUCUAAACCAGUGGCAUGUGGCCUUAGCCCAGAAGCAGGAAAUACAUGUGCUGGUAGCUUAUCUUCAACCCAGACAGAUGCAUGUGAGUGUAAUCCAAAACAAAAGGAGACAUCAUCUACCCUGGACUGUGAACCAGUGAUCAUAAAUGCUGAAGAACUUCUAAAAAGUACUCGGUACAAUGCUGAAAGAGGUCUGGAAGCAGAUCAAUUCCCUUGUGAUACUAAUGUUGAAUUUGGGAAUUUUGACACUGAAAACCUAGCAGCUUAUCGUGUAGGUUUUCCUGCUGUUGUGGAAAACAGAGACUGUAAUUGUUCUGUAAACUGUGCUUCCUCUAGUAGAACGCAGAAGAAAAGUUUGAAGGAAAAUGUCCUGGAAUCUGAACUGUCACAUAUGGAAGUCAUGGCUGCAGGAAGACAAGUAGACAAUCCUUCUAACCUUAACUUCGGUUGGAAAGUCCCAGAAACUGCGUUACCAGGUGGCAGUAACACAGAGGCAGAGCAUAAAGUUUCAGUGCAUCAAAAUACAAAUUGCAAAACUGGUGCCUUAAGGAGUCAAUCUGAACCAGUAGCAAAUGAACAUCCUAUUCAUCAAGGAAAGGACGAGGACAGUUUCUUUGCUGUGGAAAUGACUCCCAAAUCAGAUCAUGUAAGCCAGGGAAGGCACUUAAUGAAGCUUCCAGAGCUAAAGCCUGCCCUGGUUAUAAUAUCUGUGGAACAGAACGGACUACAAUCCACGACACUGACUGAUGACCUUCAUACUGAAAGGGUAACUGGAACACUGAGAACCAUAGUGAGCAAGGACUCAGUGUCUCCUCAUACUUCCAGCAAAGAUCAUGAUGAGCCAGAGAGAGUUCUGAGUGAGUGCUGUAGCUGUGAAGAACAAAUUUUGGCCACCCACACCUUUCUUGGUAGUGCAGAGCUACUCCCUACUGGGGAUAUGGCUGAAGGAAAACCAAAAAUUUCACAAGAGCAAAGCAAGAAGACAGUUUCAUCCUUAGUGCUCACCUGUAGUAAUUCCACAGUAACAAGUAAGAAGGUAGAAUUCAGCAGUGUUACUGCUCCAUUGGGCAAUGAUGUACUUACUGCAGAAAAUACAGCAGAUAAAUGUGAAGAAGUGCUCUCAAAAUCACAUAGUAGAUGUGGUAUUAAGAUCUUUGAGACUGAGGCACACAGAACAAAGACUGAUUUUGCAUUAGAGACAGAAGAAUUCAGAAAGUCAUGGGCUGAAACAAAAAAUGACCAGGUCACUAAGGAAGAGGAAUUCAAAGCACAUCAGGGCAGAAAGGAAGAAGGUUAUAUAACUAGAGCAGUAGCAGUGGAAAUGUGCAGAAUAAGCAAUCUGUGUCAGGGAGAUGGCGCUUAUGAUGAUCUUCAAGGACCCAGCAUCAACACCUCUGAACAAGCAGUUGGCAGGGAAGGAGCUGAAGGCUGUAAUGGUUCAAAGGAACAAAUAGGUAUUUGUGAAGAACCUUCUCCUAGGGAAGAAAAGGAGGCCUCUCCUGCAGAAAACACAGCUACCUCUAGCAAAAACAGUGCAUUGAAUCUAGAUGUGUGUGAUGUCUUUAACUAUUCUGUGAAGAGAGAGACCCACAAUGCUUGUGUGGUUGGCCUAGAUAAUAUAAGUACCUGCAGCACUAACAGCGAGGAAAUGGAUGAGAACUCAUUCCACGGCCUGGGAAGUAACAGCAGUCUCCAUAAAGCUGUGCAAAAGCCAACAAAGAAUGGGAAUAGCGGGAAAGCUUCCAGGUUUUUGGUUUUCUCAAAAAUGACAUCUUUCAGGAAAACUAAGCCUGCCACAGCAGAAAAUCACGGAAGCAGUAGCUUCUUUGGCAGCAAGGCAAAGACAGAAGAAUUGGAUGUUGGGAAAGAAGAUGAAGACACUGAAAGUUUACAGUCUUUCAAAAGUUGUUCCUCUGGUUCUGCCUUCCACAGGAAGGAAAGCUAUGCCUCUGAGUACUCUGACGAUGAUGAUUUAUUCUAUGAGAGGCCAGCAGGAUUAUUCAAUAGAAUGAGCCUGAGGAAGGCUUCUGGCUCUGGUCGGAUACUGAUGGAAGAUACAGAUGUAAAUUCAACUUCUCUCACACUGGCUGCUGUCAGAUAUGCGGAUGGACUAGUUUCAGGUUCAUCUGAAAGCAAUGACAGUGAACCGGUGGAAUACCUUGGGAUUAGAAAAUCCUUCCCUGAAAAUGAAUACAAAAGAAACAAAAAUCCAGAGGGCAAGAAGUUCAGGGCAAGGUUGGCCUUGGCACACAAAUCACUCUCAAGCUUAUUUGAAUCCAAAUCUCUAGAAAAAGAAAACACUGAGCAAAGUUCGAAAGUAUCACUGAAAAAUGAAAAGGAGAAAGCCAAACGUUGCCAGAGCACCUGGAAAGCUUUUCUAAAAAGCAAGGAGGCAGAUGGACUAAAAAGGCCUGUCCUGGCAAAUUUAUCACCAACGCAGGAGAGUGUUAACACAACUAGAGGCCAACUGAUGAGAACAACAUCAGUAGAGCAGCAGGACAGUUCCAAUGGGCACACAUUUUUGAAAACAGAAACAUCUAAUGGUUCGUCAACAGACACCAACUCUUUUGACACCUCUGUGGAGCCUGUUGAUGUUUCUUCUCCUGCAGAUAUGUGGAGAAAACGAACACGGUCCCAUGACUUGGGCAUCAGAUGCUCACAAAGUUCAGACUGUGAUGAACACCAGGAUGCCCUGGGCAACAAUUUAAAUACUUCUCUAGAGGAAUACUGGAUGAAAUCUCCAUUUAGUCCCACUGACAUGCAGUUACCAUUUAGUCAGUCAAGUCCGUCUUGUCCCCAGCUCUCAAAUUCUGAAGGUAAAGAUAUGCCCUGUAGGCCCAUGAGCCCCAAACCACAGAGUCCACUAUCUGCUUCUCAACGCAAGAGCUUCCGAUACCCUGGAAGAAUAUGUGCCACAUCAAUGAUCUCUCUUGGGAACAGCUCUGCAGCUGACAGCAGUUUGGAGGCUCCUGAGAGACCAAAGACACUGAAACCCAGAGGUAGUCUCUUACUUUCUGUACACUCAUUGGACAACGAAUACCAGAAGGAUGACAGUGGGAUAAGCAGUCAAUCCCAGAUCAGCUUAAACACAGCUUCUUCCAUUAGUGACAUUCUCAGAGAUGAGGAGUCCAAACAGCAAUGUCAAACACCACCUGAAAAGAGUCCAAAUGAGAAAGGGGUUCCCCAUCGCAAAAGGAGACCUCUCCUGGUUCCACCAUCCCCACGCCCUAUCUCCACCCUUGAGAACAAAGCCUGGAGGCUUUCCUUCCUUGCUCCAGAUGAAAAAGACAAGGAGAUUCCAGAAAGGAGGAGGAGGAAGAGACCUAAAUCCCUUUAUAAGUGCUUCAGCUUCGAUGAUGUUUGGAUGGAGAGGAACCAGAAAAGGAAGCUAGAGAAAGAGAGACAGCCAGAGAGAGGGAUUCAAUUGCAACACCUACCAGAGGACCAGUUAAAAGCUGGAAUGAGUGCAUCCAUCACAUCUGCUAUUGCUCUUGACAUCCUACCACUGAAACUGCAUCCAUUUUCCCAGAGCACUCCAACAGGCUUGGACUGCGUGGGCUGGAAACGGCGCAUUUCUGCUCCUGUGAUUGCUGAUGGUGCACUGGAUAAGACAGCUCUGACGGACGAUGUGGGAAGUGAGGAGGACCUAUACGAGGACUUCCGGAGCUCCAACCACCGCUAUGGCCACGCUGGGGGAGGCGGAGAGCAGCUUGCCAUCAAUGAGCUCAUCAGCGAUGGCAGCGUGGUGUAUGCAGAAGCCCUCUGGGACCAUGUCACGAUGGAUGAUCAAGAGCUGGGAUUCAAGGCUGGUGAUGUCAUUGAAGUAAUGGAUGCUACCAACAAGGAAUGGUGGUGGGGAAGGAUUCUGGACAGCGAAGGCUGGUUUCCAGCCAGCUUUGUACGGCUCCGAGUGAACCAGGAUGAACCCGUGGAAGAUUACCCUGUAAAGGCAGAGGGUGGCAAAGAGGACGACUCCAGCAGUGGUACCCGCCGCUUCGGGAUGGGGCAGACCACCAAAGAUCAAAUGAGGACCAACGUUAUCAAUGAGAUCUUAAGCACAGAGAGAGACUACAUCAAGCAUCUGAAGGACAUUUGUGAGGGUUACAUUAAGCAGUGCCGCAAAAGAGCUGACAUGUUUACAGAGGAACAGCUGAAGACAAUCUUUGGGAAUAUUGAAGACAUCUACAGAUGCCAGAAGAAAUUUGUUAAAGCACUGGAGAAGAAAUUCAACAAAGACCACCCACAUUUAAGUGAGGUUGGCUCCUGCUUCUUGGAAUAUCAAACAGAGUUUCAGAUAUACUCUGAAUACUGCAACAACCACCCUAACGCCUGCAUGGAGCUGUCCCGCCUCACCAAAGUUAACAAGUACGUCUACUUCUUCGAAGCCUGCCGCCUGCUGCAGAAGAUGAUUGACAUCUCUCUGGAUGGGUUUCUGCUGACGCCAGUGCAGAAAAUCUGCAAAUAUCCACUGCAACUGGCUGAACUGCUCAAAUACACCAACCCUCAACACAGGGAUUUUAAAGACGUCGAAGCUGCCUUAAAUGCCAUGAAGAACGUUGCUCGGCUCAUCAAUGAGAGAAAGCGGCGGCUAGAGAACAUUGACAAAAUUGCUCAGUGGCAAAGUUCCAUAGAAGACUGGGAGGGUGAAGAUGUCCUAGUCAAAAGCUCAGAACUCAUCUAUUCUGGGGAACUAACCAAAAUCUCCCAUCCUCAAGCCAAGAGCCAACAGAGGAUGUUCUUCCUCUUCGAUCACCAGCUUGUCUGCUGCAAGAAGGACCUUCUGCGUCGGGACAUCUUGUACUAUAAAAGUCGGAUCAACAUGGAUGAUAUGGAAAUCCUGGAUGUAGAAGAUGGAAAGGACAAGGACUUCAGUAUCAGUGUGAAAAAUGCAUUUAAAUUACACUGCCGCAACACCGAGGAAGUCCACUUAUUUUGUGCAAAAAAGCCCGAGCAGAAACAGCGCUGGCUGAAGGCCUUUGAGAAUGAAAGGAGACAGGUUCAGCUCGACCAGGAAACAGGUUUUUCAAUAACGGAGGUGCAGAAAAAGCAAGCAAUGCUGAAUGCCAGCAAGCAGCACCACACUGGGAAGCCUAAAGCUGUCACCAGGCCAUACUACGACUUUCUGAUGCGUCAGAAGCAUCCCACCUUGCCUACCACACUCCCUCAGCAGCAAGUCUUCAUGCUGGCAGAGCCCAAGCGCAAGCCCUCGAACUUCUGGCAGAACAUCAGCAGGCUGACACCCUUCCGGAAAUAAGGACAGCCCCAUGUUUGUGCCUGAACCCCUUCUGAGAAAGCACUUUAUCCAUCAGUCCUAGGAGGUGGAGCCCAGGUUCUUCCAAUCCUUUGUUUGCAGAGGAUGGCACAUGUGCUCCUGCCUUCUCUAUUUAUUUUGCAGACCAACUGACCUGGCUCUGAGGUGAGACACUGCAUGUGUGCCUGCACACGUGCAUUUGUGCAUCGAGCCAGCCUUGCACAGCACCCGUGACAAACUUCCAGGAAGAGAUCACAGAAUGGAACCUGAUGUGUUUCAUCUGAAAAGAUUUUGCCUGUCAGCUGUACACUGAAUCACUCCUUUCUGCUGUGAACACUACUGCUGUCUGGCAGCAGUCAGAGAGGGGAUGGCAGCUGUUAAACCUACUGGCUCCUUGUCCACUGACAUGCUCAGAACAACAGCUCAGUGUCGCUGACAUACAUUUUCCAGGGAGGAAAAAUCCCUUCCAUUCUCUGCCCAUUCCCCAUUCCCCACCUUUCUGAUCAAGGACAUGAUCUUCCUACACACUUCUAACUAAUUCAGUUAGCCUUUGCUGGCACUCAGACAAGACAACAGUGAGUAUUACACUGUGACCCUUUUCUCUUUCCUUUAAUUCAACAACACUGAUGAACAAGAUAGUUCAUUAAAUGGUGCCAAUCAACCUGCAGCAUGAGUAAAGGUCAAGAAUCUCUCUAGAGGGUUUGUUACAUAAGUUAGAGAAAAAUGUGCCUAAAUUAAUACCAUCAAUUCCUUAGACUCUCUUUUAUCAUUCUGCCAUAUUUCCUGGCCAAUGAAAAUGCUCACUGUUUGUAAUGUGUUUAUUUAUGGUAUAAAUCAGAACUGUGUAUUUUGUAAGUCUGUAAUUGUUCUUGUCAGAUGUUGUUAACUUGAUGCCUGUUUUGUCUGUUUUUAUUUUUUAAAUAACAAAAGGUCAAUAUUUGCAAACCUAGCUCCCAGAAGUCAGUCUGCAGUUUGACACUGAAAAACUAAAACCAUGAUAGUUAUGCAAACUCCUAUAGACCCUCAAUUCAAGGGGUAUUAUUACAGGGUUUUGACACCUUCAAAAAACAAAACAAAAAUCCAACCUAAGGCUAAUUGUAAAAGGCCAAGACUUAGCACUGAAAGCCUCACUUUAGGUACCCAGCUUUCAAACUGUGGCCAAGAAAAAUUAAAUUUAAACCUUGGUUAGCAAAAGGAAAGAUUUGCCUUACCAUAGUGAGAGUUAGAAGCCAUACUGACUGAAUUUCUUAGCUUAGGAGACAUUGGAAGGAAGACACCCCCACGUUCCAACACAAUGCUAUUUGAGCGAGCACUAACUGCCUGCAAAGCUCGGAAGUCCAGUGUUUGUUAAUGCUGUAGCUGACCAAAGUCUGGUCAUCCAGGGAUAUCUGCAUUCAGUAGCAUGUACAAAGUCAUUCUUGCACUAUAUCUUCUCCCCAGACCAGGGGCUAUAUAAUUUCAUAAAGAAACUUGUAAAAGUAAUGCUCAGCCUGUGUUUGUGUCUGACAUGUCGUAUCUGUGUAAACUUGUUUCUCUUCAAAGUAAUUGUGGAGAUUUUCCUCUAGCAACCUAACAUGUGACUGCUAAUCAGUGGCGAAGCGCCUGCAGGCUGCCCUCAGUGAAGCCAUCUUUUGGAUGGCAGGUUGGUGGAAGUGAGAGAUGGCACCAGAGAGGCACUGGUCACUCAAAACACUGAUCAAGGUUAGGCAAGUCAUUGGCUGCACCAGCAUCUGAUUCCCAACUGCCUGCUAGUUACUUAAAGGGGAAAAAAGUCAAGUAAACAUGAAAAAAAGAUGCAGGGGGGGUGCUGAAACCCUCUCUGAGCAACAGGGCAUUAAAGAGGCACAGCAAGAUCAGUGACUUAAGAAACAGUCCUGAGAGAACCCAGCAGUUUCUCCUGGACCUGGCACAGCCUGUGCCACACCUGCCACUGUUCCUGGGAAAACGCACACCCCAUGCUCCUCUGAAAGGCAGAGCCCAAUGUGCCAUCACCACUCAAUACAGUCCUCUACAGAAUGGCAACAAGAAACCCAAUAG